Messenger RNA from Kockovaella imperatae, 1389 nucleotides. RefSeq lists its product as hypothetical. NCBI's taxonomy places the organism in Eukaryota, Fungi, Basidiomycota, Tremellomycetes, Tremellales, Cuniculitremaceae. The record is from RefSeq and is a predicted model, not a curated record. The transcript is spliced from 7 exons. Bases 1 to 1389 code for a protein of 462 amino acids.
AUGGUCUCAAGCUCAACGAACCCGGCCAUGGAUCUUGCUACUGCUAUGGAGAGUCACGAGAGUCCAGGCGCAGAUGAUCCGCUGGAAUGUGAGCAGAAUCCUAAAUCGACAGUGGAAAUGUCCCGCUUAUUACAGCUUCAGCGAACAACAAGCGCAGGAGAUUCUCGCCUCCUGAAGAAGGGGAGCGCCGAGUCCGCUUCCCUGGCUGCUGAAGAUGGCCAUUCGAGCACCGGGGUGGAGGAGUUGAAGAAAGCGCUUGAGAAAGCUACAGCUGAGCUAGCCGCCAAGCGAGCAGCGGAAGAUGCGCUCGUUGCCGAGCAAGAAAGACAAAAGAGGGUCGAAGCCAAAAGGAAAGCUGAUCGAGAGGAGUAUCAUAAGGCGGGGAUGGCAGCUUGGGAGAGACGGCUAGAUGAAGAGCGCAGAGCGCAAGAGAGAGCUAUGGCUAUACUUGAGGAAAAGAAGGCUAUUGAGGCGAAGAAGGAGAGAGAGUGGGACCCACUCGCAAGGAAGACAGUUUACGCUCGAGUGCCGAAAUGGGACGAUAUCCCUGACUGGGGUGACAGCACAAGAUGUCACCUCAUGGAGCUUCCGAACGAAAUUCUUGACCUCUGUUUUGGGUUCAUCGAGGGAGAGACUGACUUGGUGACCGCCGAUUAUGUUGCUCUGGCCGGAUGUUCGAGGUUCUUUCGACACUGCCUGGAUGAUGACUUCUUCUUCGAGAUAUGCCACCACAGUCGUAUGGACCUUCCUCAGCUGCCUCAGCCUCCAGUCAAUGCGUUUUACACUCCUAGCGGAGACAGAUCGACCUGGACGGAUGCUCAAGUAGAAGUGCACGAUAUGGAGCGACGUCAAUGGCAAUUGACCACACUACAGAAUGCUUUGAACAUACGAGUCUGUCAACUCAAGAGGCAGUUCCAUCGCUCGACUACUACAUCAUCCGUGCUGUUCAGAGGCACAAAGGCGCUGGCUAUUAUUGAUGGAAGGAUCGCUGGUCAGCCUAGCGAAGAUGGGAAAGAAGAGGAGAAUAUUGAGGCAGCCGCUACCCGACUCUGGGCACACGCGACUGACCCUGCAGAUAACAAAAAGUAUGCUGAAGAGGUUCUCCAUACCGAGAUCGAACAAUCCGCCAAAAGGCUAUGGGCGAAAGCCACCGAUCCCAAUACUCGGCUUAUGGCAAUCGCCAAGACACUCCUCGACGAUCCGGACGCUGAUGUGGAAGAACAGGAAUAUCCCUUCGUUGUUCGCUAUAACCAGGACGGUCAGGCAUUGCCUCACGACUACUGGCCGAGCAAAUGGCGUAAUCGAGCGGCUGAGUCUGUAAAUGCCGAGUGGAUUACGAAAUCAGACGCAAUGCGAGAGUUCAAGGUUACCGAGGCAGAGUUGAUUUGA